AUGGCAAAAUGUACUUUACUGAUGUGCUUAAUCCUUUUAGCUAUUCUAUCAACCGCAAGAAUGACAGUAAUUAAGAAAAAACCCAAAACAUGCGCUGAAGUUAGAAAUAUAUUUCGAGUCUCGUACAAUGGAUAUUUUACACUCUAUGAUUCUGUAAAUAAGCCCUAUCUUGUAUUUUGCGAUUUCCUAUCUGAUCCUGGAUUCGCAUGGACACUUAUAGAAUCGUUAUCAACAACUAAUGCACGAGCCACUACUCGCACAUACGACAAGGGCUUUUAUUAUGAUGUUGCCUCCAACGAGUGCACACCUAAUUGGUCAUGCUAUCGACUUUCUAAAGCCAGAAUGCUUUCAUUAAAGAAUGCACCAUUAUCGACACAUUAUCGUGCUACGUGUAACUUUGAUAGCCAAGGCGUGAAAGGACUUCAAAGUCGUCGUGAUUACUUAAAGGGAUCAUUUUGUGCAAAUAAACUAUUUUUCGCUCCAAAAGCGCAUGCAACUUGUGUUAUAGUCGACUAUAUCAACGUUCGUGGACAUUAUUGCAGAAAAUGUAGUCUUCCAUUCUGGACCGAUCCACACCUUCAUUUACAUAUAGAUGUUUCGCAUUCAAGUAGAAUGUGUGGAAGAUUUACUGUCAGUAAUCCUGUAUCAAGUGAAGACGUUUUCGGCCAUUAUUAUGGAAUUAAUAAAUUGUUUUCUUGCACUGCAACAGCUACCACAACAACGAACUGGUGGAUUGGUGGCCCAUAUCGUCAUUAAGUAGACAUCAUUGAAUUAUAGUGGCGUACAGUGCUUAAACCAACGUCUUACGCUAACUGAAUGUAUUUUAAGAACUACUGGAUCCUCUUUAUUAUCGAUAUCUUUCCUCCAAGCUUUCCAAAAUACCUCCUAGCACGUACUUAUAUAGCAAACUCAAGCUACGAGGGGUACUGAUAGUUUAAAUGCAAUGUCUUGAUUUUAGAUAACUGAUUAUGAUAACUUGUAUGGUGUCAAAUCUUACUUUAUUAGUAUCUAACUUCAUAAUUGUAGUGU
Messenger RNA from Trichoplax adhaerens, 1029 nucleotides. RefSeq lists its product as uncharacterized. NCBI's taxonomy places the organism in Eukaryota, Metazoa, Placozoa, Uniplacotomia, Trichoplacea, Trichoplacidae. The coding region runs from base 1 to 756 and encodes 251 amino acids. The transcript is spliced from 2 exons. The record is from RefSeq and is a predicted model, not a curated record.